Messenger RNA from Ochlerotatus camptorhynchus, 1269 nucleotides. Its product is annotated as ionotropic receptor 75a-like. Lineage: Eukaryota; Metazoa; Arthropoda; Insecta; Diptera; Culicidae. Bases 1 to 1269 code for a protein of 422 amino acids. The transcript is spliced from 8 exons. The record is from RefSeq and is a predicted model, not a curated record.
AUGGGAACGGAACAGCUACUUGCUAUCAAGGGUGAGACCAAGGUAGACGACUUCGCUCGACCAUUCAAUGGGAGUAUUAUCAAGAUGGACUUUCAAGUUAUCAGGCGGAACAAGCCGAGCAUCAAAUACCGCGUAGCGCGAGGUUGGUCAGGUCGUCUCAAAAAUGGGUACCGCCUUGGAAUGCUCGGCAUACUUAGCCGUAAUGAAGCGGACGUUGCAGCAUCUGGCAUAUUUCAGAGAAUCAAUCGCCAUGCUGAGUUCGAUAUUAUUCAUCAGAGUUGGGAAUUUAAAUCAGGAUUCAUCUACCGCAUAACGCCGCAAUUGGCCAGCGUAUCUGGAGCAGGAAACUUCUUUACGCCAUUCCGUAGCAGCGUUUGGGUGGCAUCAUCAGUUACAACAGUACUGAUAGUGAUCGUCCUGAAACUAGUUGGUCUCAUAGUUUUCAAGACGUACAAACAUGAAUUGAAUCUUUCCUGGGCGGCUUACAUUGUCGACGUCGUUGGGACCAUCUCGCAGCAAGGCAUACCAAGUCGAAUUUCUCCAAGGCUAUCGAUUAAAAUUGCCCUUUCUUCAUUGCUGAUGAUGAAUCUGGUAAUGUACAAUUAUUACACUUCUGCGGUUGUGGGAGGUCUGCUCAGCUCUCCCGGUAGGGGACCGGAGACGGUCCGGGAGAUCAUCGAUAGUGCGUUGGUUCUAUCGUUCCGGGAUAUCGGCUAUCAUAAGAUAUUGUUUCGAGAAACAACAGUUCCCAUCAUCCGAGAGUUAUUCGAGAAAAAGGUAAAACCAUCACGCGAAGACAAGCAGAUCUUACCGGUCUACGCGGAUGUGAUUACAGCCGUCCGGUACCUCAAACACGGAGGAUAUGCAUUUCACUGCGAAAUGACCGAGGCAUUCCAGGACAUUGCCAAUCAGUUCGAUGCAAAUGAAGUUUGUGAGCUGCGAACGGCCAAAGGACUUUUCAACGAUAUGCGAUUGAUGAGCUUUGUGCUUCCGAAACGGAGUAUGUACACGGAGAUGUUCAGGAUUACUAUGAUGCGUGUCCAGGAGGUGGGAUUGAUCAAACGAACUCUGAAGAUUCACAAAAUUGAAAAACCGAUAUGCCAAUCGGGCGGACGCGUUCAUCCGGUAGAGUUCUUUGGCGUUUCAACGGCAUUCGGUGUUCUCUGCGUUGGCACGAUAGUGGCAGCGGUUCUUCUGAUCGCAGAAAGGCUAAGCACCAGAAGCCCCAGGAAAGUCAUUUUCCUGCAUACAACCAUAGAAAAUGCAUAA